This is a messenger RNA of Ilyonectria robusta, 477 nucleotides long. RefSeq lists its product as uncharacterized. NCBI's taxonomy places the organism in Eukaryota, Fungi, Ascomycota, Sordariomycetes, Hypocreales, Nectriaceae. Bases 111 to 323 code for a protein of 70 amino acids. The transcript has a single exon. The record is from RefSeq and is a predicted model, not a curated record.
CUUAUCCCUUGAUCGAAUGUGACGUACCUUAUCCAACAUGUUUUCGAAAUAUUGAACUGAGCAUAUCUUUGGGGAACUUAUCGAUAGGCUAGCCCUUUUGAGUGGCCUGCAUGCGGUCGGGUAAACCAUUCGUCGCUCCCCACCGUCGAUCACACCGCUAUCUUUCAUACAUAUCUCGCCUGCUUGCAAUCAUGGCAUAUUCACAGUAUUCUGUAGAGGAUGAAAUCUCCAUUUUCUUUGCAAAAACGUCCACGACUCGUCCAGAUUGCGAUGUGCGCGCAGAGGAGCUUGUUAGUGGCAAGGCUACUCGUGUCGACGUUUAAGGCAACUGCAGCUACUCCGUUUAUACCGGGCUAUCUCUUAAGUAUAUUAUUCAGUUCUGAUUAAAGUUUUUAUAGCUUGAUAUAGAGAUUACUUCUCUGGUAAGAUAGGUAUAUAGAUCUUUAGUUCUAAUUGUUUUAUUUAAGGGCUAAGUAG